Messenger RNA from Anarrhichthys ocellatus (wolf-eel), 1922 nucleotides. RefSeq names its product chaperonin containing TCP1, subunit 5 (epsilon) (gene cct5). The transcript has 11 exons. Gene Ontology annotation, biological process: protein folding. Lineage: Eukaryota; Metazoa; Chordata; Actinopteri; Perciformes; Anarhichadidae. The record is from RefSeq and is a predicted model, not a curated record. Bases 144 to 1769 code for a protein of 541 amino acids. Gene Ontology annotation, molecular function: ATP hydrolysis activity; ATP-dependent protein folding chaperone; ATP binding.
CGCCAUCCCCGCCCGUAGACCCUUCCAGAAGUCUCAGGCAGACUCGUGGGUUUUGCUGUUCUGCCUCACUUCUGAUUUUCAUCGUUAAAACUCAUCAUCUUAACAGUUGGACACUUUCAAAGUGUUCCGAGCCCUCGGUCAACAUGUCCUCUAUGGGGACACUUGCUUUCGAUGACUAUGGGAGGCCUUUUCUCAUCAUUAAAGACCAGGACACGAAGACGCGGUUAUCGGGCAUUGACGCACUUAAGUCUCAUAUUAUGGCAGCCAAGGCUGUCGCGUCAACGCUGAAGACAUCUUUGGGACCUAAUGGUCUUGACAAGAUGAUGGUUGACAAGGAUGGAGAGGUGACUGUCACAAACGAUGGAGCCACUAUUCUCAGCCUGAUGGAUGUGGACCACCAGAUUGCCAAACUCAUGGUGGAGCUUUCCAAGUCCCAGGAUGAUGAGAUUGGUGAUGGAACCACUGGAGUUGUUGUGCUGGCUGGUGCUCUGCUCGAGCAGGCCGAGCAGCUGCUGGACCGUGGAAUCCACCCCAUCAGGAUCUCUGACGGUUAUGACCAGGCCGCACGUGUUGCCAUAGAGCAGCUUGACAAAAUUGCGGAAACCUUAGUCUACGAUCCCAACAACACAGAACCGCUCGUUGAGACCGCCAUGACAACAUUGGGAUCCAAAAUUAUCAACCGGUGUCACAGACAGAUGGCAGAGAUUGCAGUCAAUGCCAUCCUCACUGUCGCCGACAUGGAGAGGAAGGAUGUCGACUUUGAGCUCAUCAAGAUGGAGGGCAAAGUGGGAGGCAAGCUGGAGGACACGCAGCUCAUCAAGGGAGUCAUAGUUGACAAGGAGUUCAGCCACCCUCAGAUGCCCAAGCUUCUGAAAGAUGUUAAAAUUGCCAUCCUUACCUGCCCGUUUGAGCCACCUAAGCCCAAGACCAAGCAUAAGUUGGACGUGACCUCUGUUGAGGACUACAAAGCUCUCCAGAAAUAUGAAAAGGAGAAGUUUGAGGAGAUGAUCCACCAGGUCAAAAGCAAUGGUGCGACCUUGGCCAUUUGCCAGUGGGGCUUUGACGAUGAAGCCAACCACCUUCUGCUGCAGAACGACCUGCCAGCCGUGCGCUGGGUCGGAGGGCCUGAGAUCGAGUUGAUCGCCAUCGCCACAGGAGGCCGCAUCGUGCCGCGGUUCUCCGAGUUGACACCAGAGAAGCUCGGCAUAGCUGGUGUGGUGAAGGAGAUCUCCUUUGGCACCACAAAGGAUCACAUGUUGGUUAUCCAGGAGUGCAAAAACACCAGGGCUGUAACCAUUUUCAUCCGUGGAGGCAACAAAAUGAUCAUUGAGGAGGCCAAGCGCGCUCUCCAUGAUGCCCUGUGUGUAACCCGCAAUCUGAUCAGAGACAACCGUAUCGUGUAUGGAGGAGGAGCUUCAGAGAUCUCAUGUGCUCUGGCUGUCAACCAGGCUGCAGAUAAGUGCCCAUCCUUGGAGCAGUAUGCAAUGAGGGCAUUUGCUGAUGCUAUGGAGGUCAUCCCGAUGGCACUGGCUGAGAACAGUGGCUUUAACCCAAUCCAGACCAUGGCGGAGGUCAGAGCCAGACAGGUCAAAGAGAAAAACCCCUACCUCGGCAUCGACUGUCUGCAUCACAACACCAAUGACAUGAAGCAGCAGCAUGUGGUCGAGACCCUGAUUGGAAAGAAGCAGCAGAUCUCUCUGGCUACUCAGGUGGUCAGGAUGAUCCUCAAGAUCGAUGACAUCCGAGGCUCCGGGGAGAGCGAGGACUGAAUGCCUGGAAGACUUUAAGAUUUCUGGGCUGUUUUAGGCACUUCUCCGAUCACCAUGUCCAAACCGCACUGCGUAUUGAUAUUUAUCAUUUCAUACAAAAUGUUCAAGCUGUUGUAGUAUCAAAAUCCCCAUUAAAAUGUUGGUCCAUUGAAA